UUGUCGAGAUUCACUUGAAAGAUUUGAAGGAGGUCAAUCCCGUCGUGUAUUCGACAUUAUAACUCGUGACGAAUCAUGGUUCUAUCAUUAUGAUCCAACAACGAAAGAGCAAUCAAAAGUUUGGGUGUCACAAACUGAUCCGCGACCAACCGAAGUUCAUCGAUACGAAAGUUCAGGCAAGCGAAUGGUGCCGAUUUUCUUCAUGAAAUCCGGUUUAAUCAAGUCUAUACCAUUAGAACGUGGUGAAACGGUAACAAAGAGAUGGUAUGUCGAUAGCUGUCUACCACAAGGCUUCGAAACAGUAUCGGAAUGGCGACAAAAGACUGGUCUUCGUGGUCUCAUUUUACAUGAUGAUAACGCGUGGCCGCAUAGAGCCGGAAUUGUUAACGGAUUUCUGGCCAAAAAUCGUGUUGAACCAUAUCGAAAUCCACCGUAUUCUCCAGAUCUAAGUCCGUGUGACUUCUUUUUGUUUACAAAACUAAAAAUCAACUACGUGGAAUUUGAUUCGACGACGACAAUGCAAUGCUGA
Molecule: messenger RNA, 529 nt
Organism: Didymodactylos carnosus
Lineage: Eukaryota; Metazoa; Rotifera; Eurotatoria; Philodinida; Philodinidae
Source: the annotation of a GenBank genome assembly